GUCACUCGCGCGCGGCACGCACUCGGUUGACGCUGAGUUUUCUCAGCGGAGCCAGACAACAACGGGCCGAGGAGGUGAAACGAGCUGGAACGCUGCUGAGGUAACAACUCCUUCAAGAUCCAACCUUUCUAACCAUGAACCAAAAAGACAGGCUUUAAACUCCAGACUCGUUGAAUUUGUAGCACGAUGGACAAUAUAAAUUUCCCCAUUUUGGACACGACCAACUGAACUCUUCUGGAGAAAAGGCAACAGGAAGAACACUGAACAACACAACUCUUAAAGAACAGAGAAGACUUUUGAUGAAUGAGUCAACGUACUAAGAGACGAUGAAUCGCUACACCACCCUGAGGCAGCUGGGCGAUGGCACUUAUGGUUGUGUGCUGAUGGGGCGAAGCAACGAGUCUGGAGAACUCGUGGCCAUCAAGAAGAUGAAGAGAAAGUUUUAUUCAUGGGAUGAAUGUAUAAACCUCAGAGAAGUGAAGUCACUGAAGAAGCUGAACCAUGCAAAUGUAGUGAAACUGAAGGAGGUUAUCAGGGAGAACGAUCACCUCUACUUUGUUUUCGAGUACAUGAAAGAGAACCUGUACCAGCUGAUGAAGGACAGAGAGAAUAAGAUGUUCACAGAGAAUGAAAUUAGGAACAUCAUAUUCCAAGUGCUGUCUGGGUUGGCUUUUGUACACAAGCAUGGUUUUUUCCAUCGAGACAUGAAGCCAGAGAAUCUGUUAUGCAUGGGUCCAGAACUGGUCAAAAUAGCAGAUUUUGGACUGGCCAGAGAGAUCCGCUCCAAACCUCCUUACACAGAUUAUGUAUCGACCAGAUGGUACAGAGCCCCUGAGGUCCUGCUCAGAUCAUCUAACUACACCUCUCCUAUUGACCUGUGGGCUGUGGGCUGCAUCAUGGCAGAACUCUACACACUCAGACCUCUUUUUCCUGGAAAUAGUGAAGUGGAUGAGAUCUUUAAGAUUUGCCAAGUCCUGGGCACAGUGAAAAAGACUGACUGGCCAGAGGGCUACCACCUAGCAUCUGCUAUGAAUUUCCGCUUCCCCCAAUGUGUGCCCACCCACCUGAAGACCCUUAUCCCAAAUGCCAGCAAUGAAGCUAUUACACUGAUGAAAGACCUCCUGCAGUGGGACCCCAAAAAAAGGCCCACAGCUGUACAGGCUCUGCGUUACCCUUAUUUCAAGGUAGGACAAGUCUUGGGGCCUCGACCUCAGAGCCAGGAGGUCAAAAAGGUCCAUGCAAGGCCUCUGGUUCAGAAACAACUCUCUGACGCAAAGACAGAACCUCUUCAGUCUUCCUCUGAGUCCAAAGCUUCCACAUCGUCCUCGAGAAAUCAGCAGCAGCCUCUUCAGCAGAACCCGCUGCCUGAYGUGGAUGGUAAAUCAGGAGGCCCUGGCCAUGCAAAGAUGGCAUCACAGGACAGUGAAAACGGAGGCAUCGGGAUAGGCUUCCUGAAGAGCGGCCGCCGCCGCUGGGGCCAGGCGGUCGCCAAGACGUCUGACAGCUGGGAGGAAUCGGACCAAUCAGAAACUGCUGCCUCCAACUCCAAGAAGCCCAGCCUGGGGAACACAGAGAACAGGAGCCCUAAAGAGCAUUGCCCACAGCCCAAGGAGCAAACACCUCUAUACUCAUUCAGCACAGUCACCAAAAUACCCAGCAAUGUUAAGGUUGGACAAAUGGAUCCCAGUCUUCCCGGAUCUGCGGCACGGCAGCACUAUCUCAGCCAGUCACGYUACCUGCCUGGGUUGAUUGGCAGGAAUCAAAUUGGAAAUAAUGAGUUUGGGGGAAUGACGCUGCGGGAACUGUGGGAGAACUCGUCAAACCCUGUAAAUAAACCCCUCGCUCCUAUUGGAGGAGGAUUAGCCCUCACCAGAGCCAACGCAGAUGAGAACGCCCCAAAAUCAGAGGGUAGCACGCCUGAGAAAAGUGUUGUCAAAGAACGAAUGCUGGAGAAAAUCGAUUUGUCUAAAGGAAACUUUGUCAACAUCAAGUACAACCUUUCCGACGGUUACAUCCCUUCUUUCCAAAAAAAGGAGAUCGGCACAGUGGGACAGAGAAUCCACCUGGCCCCUUUGUCCGGCCAGCACACAAUUACCCCUUCCCCCACUUCUUCCGAUAGUAAAAAAAUCAAGACAAAACCAACAAAACUCAAGCCUAUAUCCAACUCAACACUGAGUGAAACUAAUGAAGAUUACGAGGGCUGGAGACGGCGGACCAACAGGACUCAGGUGAAGGAGAGCAGUUAUUCAGCUUUGGGGAAAACCUCCGGGAACCUCCUGAGCAGAGCUCCGGCCGUGCAGCCYGUCCACGGCAGGGUGGACUGGUCGUCCAAGUACGGUGGAAACAGGUGAAUCAGGAAAUGGAGCAACUUCCUGUGUUGGCUUUAUGUCCGCAUCUUUUACUCAAGAAAUAAAAUUGGAGCCGUUUUGCCAUUUCAGUAAAAAUGUGUUUAUUAUCUUGAGAUUUGGUAAACUGCAAAUAUUUCUCAUAAUUGUUUGUUUUGGASAUGAAGUUUGCCAAGAUUAUCUCAAUGUAUUCUUGAGCAAUUCAGAGUGGGCCAAUUCUCCUUUUGGUGUUUGCAUAAUACAAGUAGAAUUUAUAUGUAGCAACUUGUUUUAUUUAUUUUUUUGUAAAGUAUUGUUUUACUUCCCAUAACAAAACAUGAACUCUGAUCUGUGGACUCACUGCUUUAUUCUUUCUACUUUAGGUGACAGAAUAUCAGUUCUAAAUGUAUAAAUAAAGGAGGAGUCUUUGUAUUAUACAUUACAAAUGAAACAUUUUGUAAUAAUUUUGUACUAAUAAAUACAUAAAAGUUCAAA
Messenger RNA from Austrofundulus limnaeus, 2819 nucleotides. RefSeq names its product male germ cell-associated kinase (gene mak). Gene Ontology annotation, molecular function: protein kinase activity; ATP binding. NCBI's taxonomy places the organism in Eukaryota, Metazoa, Chordata, Actinopteri, Cyprinodontiformes, Rivulidae. The record is from RefSeq and is a predicted model, not a curated record. The transcript is spliced from 16 exons. Gene Ontology annotation, biological process: protein phosphorylation. The coding region runs from base 327 to 2351 and encodes 674 amino acids.